Messenger RNA from Hibiscus syriacus, 364 nucleotides. Its product is annotated as probable trehalose-phosphate phosphatase J. Lineage: Eukaryota; Viridiplantae; Streptophyta; Magnoliopsida; Malvales; Malvaceae. The record is from RefSeq and is a predicted model, not a curated record. Gene Ontology annotation, biological process: trehalose biosynthetic process. Gene Ontology annotation, molecular function: trehalose-phosphatase activity. Bases 26 to 364 code for a protein of 112 amino acids. The transcript is spliced from 2 exons.
UUUCCUUAAAGAAAUACCAAAGAACAUGGCCGCUUGUCAAAAUGUGGUCUCUGAUGCAAAAUCAGCACAAAAACCGCCUGCACCACCCGGUUUUCUCUCCAUUUCACGCAAGAAAUUGCUUCAGAACCUUGAAAUCAGUGCAGGAGCAAGGGUUAGCGCAUGGGUCGAUUCCAUGAGAGCUUCUUCCCCAACUCAUAUUAAGUCUACACCUUUCAUUGCCGAUGAUGAAGGUUCCUUGAAUUUGCACCAUCCAUCGGCACUGGAUAUGUUCGAGCAGAUAAUAGAUGCUUCGAAAGGGAAAGAAAUAGUAAUGUUUUUAGAUUACGAUGGCACUCUUUCUCCGAUUGUUACAGAUCCAGAUUGA